Aspergillus clavatus NRRL 1 is the source of this 555-nucleotide messenger RNA. RefSeq names its product 60S ribosomal protein eL18. Gene Ontology annotation, cellular component: cytosolic large ribosomal subunit; ribosome. Gene Ontology annotation, biological process: translation. The record is from RefSeq and is a predicted model, not a curated record. The transcript has 4 exons. NCBI's taxonomy places the organism in Eukaryota, Fungi, Ascomycota, Eurotiomycetes, Eurotiales, Aspergillaceae. Gene Ontology annotation, molecular function: RNA binding; structural constituent of ribosome. The coding region runs from base 1 to 555 and encodes 184 amino acids.
AUGGGUAUCGACUUGGACCGUCACCAUGUGCGCAGCACCCACCGCAAGGCGCCUAAAAGCGAGAAUGUCUACCUGCAGGUCCUUGUGAAGCUGUACCGUUUUCUUUCCCGCCGCACGGAAUCCAACUUCAACAAGGUUGUGCUGCGUCGCCUCUUCAUGUCGAGAAUCAACCGCCCUCCCGUGUCUCUCUCGCGCAUCGUUUCCAAUGUCACCGAUUCGCACAAGGGCAAGACCAUCGUUGUGAUUGGCACUGUCACCGACGACAACCGUCUUCUUACUAUCCCCAAGCUCUCGGUUGCGGCUUUGCGUUUCACUGCUACAGCUAGGGCUAGGAUUGAGAAGGCUGGAGGCGAGACAUUGACCUUGGACCAGCUUGCGCUCCGUGCCCCUACUGGAGCGAACACCCUUCUCCUCCGUGGUCCCAAGAACGCCCGUGAGGCUGUCAAGCAUUUCGGCUUCGGCCCCCACAGCCACAAGAAACCUUAUGUCCAAAGCAAGGGCCGGAAAUUCGAAAGAGCUCGUGGACGGAGAAGGUCCCGUGGCUUCAAGGUCUAG